Molecule: messenger RNA, 7570 nt
Organism: Calypte anna (Anna's hummingbird)
Lineage: Eukaryota; Metazoa; Chordata; Aves; Apodiformes; Trochilidae
Gene: HECW2
Product: HECT, C2 and WW domain containing E3 ubiquitin protein ligase 2
Exons: 29
Coding region: 264-4970 (1568 amino acids)
Biological process (GO): regulation of dendrite morphogenesis
Molecular function (GO): protein binding; ubiquitin-protein transferase activity
Source: RefSeq, a predicted model, not a curated record
GGGAGGCGCGGGCCCCGCCGUGGGCGCGGAGGGGCCGCAGGCACCGGCGGGAGCUGCUUGCUUGCUUCCCUACCUCCCUGUCUGCCUGCCGCAAGGACGGGGUGACUCCGGCUCCGCUGCGGUACGGUACGGCAGGGGCGAGGAGCGGAGCGAGCCGCCCUCCGCGGAGCCCGCCGCGGGGCGCCGGAGCCGCAGUGCUGCGCGCCCCUGGGAGAUCUUCAAACAACAACUUUUUUACGUGAAGUGAGAGCAGUGGAGAGGAGAUGGCCAGCUCAGCCCGAGAACAUCUGCUUUUCGUGCGGCGUCGCAACCCCCAGCUGCGGUACACGCUGAGCCCAGAGAACCUGCAGAGUUUGGCAUCUCAGGGCACCAUGCCUGAGAACAUGAACUUGCAGCGUGCCAACAGUGACACUGAUUUAGUCACCUCGGAUAGCAGGUCCAGUUUGACAGCCAGUAUGUAUGAAUACACCUUGGGGCAAUCUCAGAACCUCAUCAUUUUCUGGGAUAUUAAGGAGGAAGUGGAUCCAACGGACUGGAUCGGACUUUAUCACAUAGAUGAGAACUCCCCAGCCAAUUUCUGGGAUUCCAAGAACCGGGGAGUAACUGGCACACAAAAGGGACAAAUUGUCUGGAGAAUCGAACCUGGCCCCUAUUUCAUGGAGUCUGAAAUAAAGAUCUGUUUUAAAUACUACCAUGGUGUUAGUGGAGCCCUCCGAGCUACUACUCCAUGUAUCACUGUGAAAAACCCUGCUGUGAUGAUGGGAGUAGAAGGCACAGAGGAAGGUGCUUCUGGAGCCCAGCACUCUAGGAAGUUAGUCAGCUUUACUCUCUCAGAUAUUAGAGCAGUUGGACUUAAAAAAGGCAUGUUCUUCAACCCUGAUCCUUACCUAAAGAUGUCCAUUCAGCCAGGCAAGAAAAGUACAUUUCCUACAUUUGCUCAUCAUGGUCAGGAGAGAAGGUCGACUAUCAUCAGUAACACCACUAAUCCUGUUUGGCACAGAGAGAAAUAUUCUUUUGUUGCACUUCUAACAGAUGUCCUGGAAAUUGAGGUUAAAGAUAAAUUUGCCAAAAGCCGUCCCAUCAUCAAGCGCUUCCUCGGGAAGUUGACCAUCCCAGUUCAGAGGCUACUGGAGAGGCAUGCAAUUGGAGACCAAGUUCUCAGCUAUAAUCUUGGCAGGAGGCUCCCAGCUGAUCAUGUGAGUGGGUAUCUCCAAUUCAAAGUGGAAAUCACAUCAUCUGUUCAUGAAGAUGCUUCUCCAGAGACAGUCGGCACUUUGCUGGGAGUCAACUCUGUCAAUGGAGACUUGGGGAGCCCCUCUGAUGAUGAGGACGUGCCCACGGGACACCACGAUACCUCCACGGUGUGUUCCAACGGCCCAGUCCUCGAGGAUUCUUCUGGAGAAGCAAUCCUCAGGCACCCUUUAAGGACUAGUACCACUCUGGAAACGGACCAGGAUGAGCUGACCUCCGGUGCUUCGAGAUCAUCACCUCCCAGAGGUCGCCAGGACUCACUCAAUGAUUAUCUGGAUGCAAUAGAACACAAUAACCAUCCCAGGCCUGGGACCUCUGCCUGUGCUGAGCGGCCACGCGGGGCCUCCCCAAAACUGAGGAGCAGCUUUCCCACUGACACGAGGCUUAAUGCUAUGCUUCACAUUGACUCAGAUGAGGAGGAGCAUGAGCUGCAUCAAGACCUGGGGUUUCCGUCUUCCUUGGAGGACGAUGGUGGUUUAGUCAUGCUUAAUGGUGCUACAAGAAAUGCUGAAAGAAACGAUGCCAGUUCCUCAUCAGAUCAGGUAAGGCCGGGGCCUGCAGAGAAUGAAAACCUUUCAGCCUCUGAGGCUCCUUUGCCAUCAGCUGAUGACCAGCAAGAGGCUCUCCCAGAGCUUCCACCGUCCCAGGAAGCUGAAAGCCUGCAAGGCUCUCCCAGCCAAGCACCAGCAGACCAGGCUGGCAGCGAGUCCUGUGCAACCCAGGAGGCAGAGCAGGCUCCCAGCAGCACGGACGCCGGAGCUGCUGAGGCCUCUGCUGGCAGCAGGAGGGGUGCAAGCGAAACAGAAUCCAUCGACCAAGGGUCUGAACCUUCUCAGAUGUCCUCAGAAACCGAGCAGAGCGACCCUGCGCGCACUGAAAGCGUCAGCGAGGCGAGUACCCGGCCGGAGGGCGAGAGCGACGCCGAGGGGGCUGACAGCUCCUGCAACGAAAGUACCACCGUGCGCAGGGCCUCGGUGGAGAGGAGGUGUUCUUCUUCUGAAAGCCCCGGGCUCCCGGAGGCUCCAGCCUUUCCUUCCCAGGAGGAGGAAGAGGAGGAGGAGGGAGCCUGCGCCGGCGACACGGCAAGAGCCGAGGCGGCCGCUGAAGGGCGGGAUUCUGCGGGGGCUUCUGGUUCCCUACCUGCGGUCCAGUUGCCUCCGGAGGAAGGGCAGGAGGCUGAGGGAGGGGAGCUGCAGGACCCAGAGGAGGCAGAAGAAGUCUGGCAGAGAAGAAGCCUGCAGGCAGCAGCUGCCAACAGCCAGUCUCUGGAGGAGGAAACUGAGGGAGCCCAAGCAGCCUGUGAGGGUGCCACUGCACAGCUCGAAGGAGCUACUGGAGGUUCUCAAGCCAAUGGCCAUCAGCCCUUGAGGUCUCUGCCCUCGGUACGUCAGGAUGUUAGCCGGUACCAGAGAGUGGAUGAGGCUCUACCACCAAACUGGGAGGCUCGAAUAGACAGCCACGGACGGAUUUUCUAUGUGGACCACGUGAACAGAACAACAACCUGGCAGAGACCCACAGCCCCCCCAGCCCCUCAGAUUCUCCAGAGGUCAAAUUCCAUACAGCAAAUGGAACAGCUGAAUCGCAGGUACCAGAGUAUCCGAAGAACAAUGACUAAUGACAGGCCUGAAGAGCAUACAAAUGCUGUGGAUGGAGCUGGAGAGGAAGCUGACUUUCACCAUUCUAAUGCAGAUUUUCGAAGAGAGAAUGUGCUGCCUCACUCUACCUCCAGAUCCAGACUUACUUUAUUGCUCCAGUCUCCCCCUGUGAAAUUCCUUAUCAGCCCAGAGUUCUUUACAGUGCUGCAUUCUAACCCUAGUGCCUACCGCAUGUUUACAAAUAACACGUGUUUGAAGCACAUGAUCACCAAAGUCCGGCGGGACACCCACCACUUCGAGCGCUACCAGCAUAACCGAGACCUGGUGGGCUUCCUCAACAUGUUUGCUAACAAACAGCUGGAGCUGCCCAGAGGCUGGGAAAUGAAACAUGACCAUCAGGGCAAGGCUUUCUUUGUCGACCACAACUCCCGCACCACCACGUUCAUCGACCCCCGGCUGCCCCUGCAGAGCAGCAGACCCACCAGCGCCUUGGUGCACCGCCAGCACUUAACCCGGCAGCGCAGCCACAGCGCUGGGGAGGUCGGAGAAGACUCCCGCCAUUCAGGACCCCCAGUUCUGCCCAGGCCAUCCAGCACAUUCAACACAGUCAGCAGAGCUCAGUACCAGGACGUGGUUCCAGUGGCUUACAAUGACAAGAUUGUUGCAUUUUUACGGCAGCCCAAUAUCUUUGAAAUUCUACAAGAGCGUCAGCCAGAUCUUACCAGGAAUCAUUCACUCAGGGAGAAGAUCCAGUUCAUCCGGACAGAGGGGACCCCUGGGUUAGUGCGUUUGUCCAGCGAUGCAGACCUUGUCAUGUUGCUCAGCUUGUUUGAGGAGGAGAUCAUGUCAUAUGUGCCACCACAUGCCUUACUUCAUCCCAGUUAUUGCCAGUCCCCAAGAGGCUCACCAGUGUCUUCACCUCAGAACUCUCCAGGUACUCAGCGUGCCAAUGCCCGAGCUCCAGCUCCUUACAAAAGAGAUUUUGAAGCCAAGCUGAGGAACUUUUACAGGAAGUUGGAGACUAAAGGAUAUGGACAAGGCCCAGGGAAAUUGAAAUUAAUCAUCAGGAGAGAUCACUUGCUGGAAGAUGCCUUUAACCAGAUCAUGGGCUACUCAAGAAAAGACCUGCAGAGAAAUAAACUCUAUGUCACGUUUGUGGGGGAAGAAGGGUUGGACUACAGUGGACCUUCAAGAGAGUUCUUUUUCCUGGUGUCUAGAGAGCUCUUCAAUCCAUAUUAUGGUUUGUUUGAAUAUUCAGCCAAUGAUACCUAUACAGUACAAAUCAGUCCCAUGUCUGCUUUUGUAGACAAUCACCAUGAGUGGUUUAGGUUUAGUGGUAGAAUUCUUGGUCUUGCUCUGAUACAUCAGUAUUUGCUGGAUGCCUUUUUUACACGACCCUUUUAUAAAGCCCUCCUCCGAAUACUCUGUGACCUGAGUGACCUGGAAUAUCUUGAUGAGGAGUUCCACCAGAGUUUGCAGUGGAUGAAAGACAACGAUAUACACGAUAUCCUAGAUCUCACAUUUACUGUAAAUGAAGAAGUUUUUGGGCAGAUUACAGAACGGGAAUUAAAGCCAGGAGGUGCCAAUAUCCCAGUCACUGAAAAGAAUAAGAAAGAAUAUAUAGAAAGAAUGGUGAAAUGGAGAAUUGAGAGAGGAGUUGUACAGCAAACAGAAAGCCUAGUUCGUGGUUUCUAUGAGGUGGUUGAUGCAAGGCUCGUGUCUGUGUUUGAUGCCAGAGAACUGGAACUGGUUAUAGCUGGAACAGCAGAAAUUGACUUGAGUGACUGGAGAAAUAAUACAGAGUAUAGAGGAGGUUAUCAUGACAAUCACAUAGUAAUUCGGUGGUUCUGGGCUGCUGUGGAAAGAUUCAACAAUGAACAACGACUAAGACUUCUACAGUUUGUGACAGGCACAUCCAGCAUUCCUUAUGAAGGAUUUGCCUCUCUCCGGGGGAGCAAUGGUCCAAGAAGAUUCUGUGUAGAGAAGUGGGGGAAGAUCACUGCUCUUCCAAGGGCUCACACUUGUUUCAAUCGCCUGGACCUUCCCCCUUAUCCAUCAUUCUCUAUGCUAUAUGAAAAACUGUUGACAGCAGUUGAAGAGACAAGUACUUUUGGACUCGAGUGAUACACAAACCACAGUGCCCAGCUCGUUGGACUUUUGGGGCUCUGUCUUCUCAAGGAAAGAAUGAACGUUUGCAUUGGAUUUCCUAGAGGAAAAUUGUUUCAGGGUGCAAUUCAAAUAAUGAGGUCCCAUGAAAGAUCUUAGGAAGCCAUUAAAAAGCAUUGUGGUAGUGGCAGAAUUCUCUGCAGUGGAACUAGAGAAUGGCUGAUGUGCAGUGGAAACCAAGUCUUGCAUCCCCUGUGUUUUUUCAGGAUGGCCAAACUUCAGUUUGUGUUUGGAGCAAACAAGAAACGUGAUCCCAUGCUGUGACCAACCUGAAGACUGCAAACCUGACAUGUACCCCAAAACUGGAGUUCAGCACAGUCAUCCAGCAGAAAAUUCCAUUCCAAAUCUGAAAUCAUUCAGCCCCUCACCUUCCCAGUCAAUUAUAAAAAAAAGAUUAAAAUCACACCAUAGGUUUUUUUUAUUUUUUAAUUUUAAAUUCACCAAGAUACAUUACUUUGUGCCAUGUGUUAUAACAGCAUAUCCAGUCCUUGCUUCACCUAAGAUUCUGAGUGCCUGCAUGGUGUGCACCAGAGAGCUGGAGUUCCUGGGACAGAAGUGAGUUGGAAGGAAAGUCAGCAACAAAGAAUGUCACAACAACAAGGAGCAGUGAGGUGGUUUGUGGAACUGUGUUUGCCAGUGGUGUGUAUGACAACAGAUGAGCUGUUAUAAAUGAACUUAAUAAGACUGAUCUUAUGCUUUACACUGCAUGGAAACUAUUUUAAGAAGAAACUAGCAAUUUAUCACAGCAUAUCAGGAAAAAAAAAACCCUAACACCGUGACUUCUGUUUAUUUUUAUAGGUUCGUUAUAUUAUGUUUCUUAGAGUGUAACCAGGAAACAAGCAAACUAAAAUGCCAUUUCUGUUUUUUGUCACCUCCCAUGCUUGAACAGACAUUCUGCUAGUGUUUAUUCUUUAAGCACUCUCAAGGGAAAAAAAAAUGCCUUUUAUUUUUAUAAGAGUAAAAAAACUCCCAAAAAUAUUUUGCACUGAAUGUACCAAAGUUGAAGGGACAUUAUGAGCUGACUGAUAGCAAACUGCAUCACUAUCAAGUAUCUGUAAAAAUGCUUAGGAACCAGGCUUUCUUCACGGUGCCAGCUCUAUAGAUAUCAAGACUGUGCACAUAAGUAAUAAUUUUAUAAUACUCUAUGUGAUAUUGUAAUAUGCAUUUAUUUUAAAUGCAUCCGAGUCAUUUUUCAUGCAUUGGGUAACUUAAUACAGUGGAGUUUAAUACGGAUAUUUCAUAUACUCCCCACAACUUUUUAUUUGUACAGCACCAUAAAACACUGGCUCGUUUGGAAACCCAUCAGUUAGGCUGCUUUAAGGUGAACCACUGGUCAUGAUGCCACCAUCCCACAUCAGUGAACACCUGCAAGAUGUACACUGGUCAUAGUGUCUCAGCUAAUUGUGUUACCACUCUUAAAUAGUUUUCUUACCAAAUGCUAUUUGGAGAGAGGUUUUUGCGGCGUAUCAAGCACUGCAUGGACCCCACUUCCUUUAUGCUUCAUUUUGCUGAAAUACACCAGGCUUGCUCGCAUCUAUUUUUGGUACUUUCCUCCAGUUGGUCUUGUGGAACACUUUGUGCAGCUGUGUGCAGUGCUUCUUGCACAGCUGCUGUCACUCAGUGCAUCCAUCAUAGUUCAGAAUUCCAGGAAGCUGCACUCAGAUACUGGAUGACCAGAACAUCAAGCUAGCUUUGGGCUAGCCCUCUUGCUAUAGCACUGAAGCCCAGCAAGCCCAGUUCUGUGGGAAAAGUAGCUUUGGAAGUAAUGUUCUCACUUUGGAGACUCUUGAGAGGGCAUCUCAGGGAGGUAUCCUGCUGGGUCUUGAGGGAAUUGGGGUGUUUUUUUCCAGCAGAGGGGAACGUCUAUGGAGAUGUCAUCAGCAAAGACUGUCAGAAGGCAGGUGCAGCUCUGGUGGUGGCAGCAAGGACUUGAGAAAACCCUUCAGGCUUACUGAGGAAAAUGUUACCCGUGCACAGGAAAACCCACCUGCAAAAUCAGAGUGAAAGCAUUCUUUUCUUUCAGGAAUAACUGAGCUUCUGAAUGACAUCUGGGGACUCAAGUAACAAGGGUUUCCUUAGGUUGCUUCUGGCUGGUGUGAAGUAGCCAAGAAAAGCCCAAAACACAUCACCCUCUUUUUACACAUACACUUAAUCAGCCUUUGCUAAGAUUGCAUGCCACAGAUCCUGAUGCACAUCUUUUUGCAGAACACAAAUGAGCAGUAGGCAAACUGACUUCUCAUCAGGUCACUCCAGCAUGGCUCAUGUUUCAUCUGAUCCAUUCACUGAGUAGCUAAACCUCUGGCACUCAAAGCAGAAUGCAACUUUUGCUUGGUUGAAGGAUUGCAGAACUUUGGUUUUACAAUACUGUGUUAUCUGUGGUCUAAAAAGGGGAUUUCCCAGGUGGAAACUGUAUCUACAAGUUUUGAACCAGAAACUCUUUGGAAUGAAAAGUUUAAAUAUUUGGCACAAAGUAAGUUUAUACUAGUCUGCCUUUUAAGUUAUGCUUUUGUACAAAUCGAAAACAAUAAACGCAUCUUGUCAAUUUUUAUUUAAAUAUA